Perognathus longimembris pacificus (Pacific pocket mouse) is the source of this 1367-nucleotide messenger RNA. Its product is annotated as olfactory receptor 52I2-like. The record is from RefSeq and is a predicted model, not a curated record. NCBI's taxonomy places the organism in Eukaryota, Metazoa, Chordata, Mammalia, Rodentia, Heteromyidae. Bases 57 to 1040 code for a protein of 327 amino acids. Gene Ontology annotation, cellular component: membrane. Gene Ontology annotation, biological process: G protein-coupled receptor signaling pathway. The transcript has a single exon. Gene Ontology annotation, molecular function: olfactory receptor activity; G protein-coupled receptor activity.
UGUUUAAGAGGAUUCCUGAUUUUCUUUACUCGUUUUGUACUUAAUUUAGGAAAACAAUGCUACCAGUGAUACUUGGGCCAACCUACAACCACACAAUGGAGUCUCCUGCCACCUUCAUGCUUGUGGGCAUUCCAGGUUUGCAGUCUUCCUAUCUGUGUCUGGCUAUCUUCCUGAGUGCUAUGUACACCAUAGCCCUGAUAGGAAACACCCUCAUCAUGACUGUGAUCUGCAUGGAUUCUGCUCUCCAGGAGCCCAUGUAUUGCUUCCUGUGUGUUCUGGCUGCUGUGGACCUUGUGAUGGCCUCCUCUGUGGUACCCAAGAUGGUGAGCAUCUUCUGCUCUGGAGACAGCUCCAUCGGCUUCCAUGCUUGUUUCACUCAGUUGUUUUUUGUCCAUGCAGCCACAGCUGUGGAGACAGGACUGCUGCUGGCCAUGGCUUUUGACCGCUAUGUGGCCAUCUGCAAACCCCUACACUACAGUAGGAUUCUCACCCCUAACGUGAUGCUGGGAAUGUGUGUGACCAUCAUCAUCAGAGCUAUCAUAACUAUGACUCCAUUGACCUGGAUGCUGACCCAUCUUCCUUUCUGUGGCUCCAAUGUGGUUCCCCACUCCUACUGUGAACACAUGGCUGUGGCUAAGCUGGCGUGUGCCGACACCAUGCCCAGCAGUCUCUACAGUUUGGUUGCUUCUUUUCUUAUCGCAGGUUCUGAUUUGGUCUUCAUUGCUGUUUCCUAUGCCUUAAUUCUCAGGGCAGUAUUUGGUCUUUCUUCACAUGCUCAGUGGAAGGCAUUAAGCACAUGUAGUUCCCAUGUAGGGGUGAUGGCCCUGUUUUAUCUCCCUGGCAUGUCAUCUGUCUAUGUUGCCUGGCUAGGGCAAGACACAGUGCCUUUGCACAUACAUGUUUUGUUAGCAGAUUUGUACCUGGUCAUCCCACCCACCUUAAACCCCAUCAUUUAUGGUAUUAGAACCAAAAAGAUACAGGAGAGAAUAUGGAGAUUGAUGUUGUACUUGUUCUUUAAUCUCUCCAGUCAGCGUUCAUGAACACAACAGACCUGUCCCUAUUAUUUUAGCUUUCCAGCCAACUGCAAAACAAGUACACAGGCCUAUGGAGGUGGAAUUGCUUCCCUAGGAGUGAAGGACCUCUUAAGUGAAGUUGUAAGAGUAUCCUUGAAUGAAUUUUCUGCAGAAAUGUAAGUGUAUAUAGGAUGAUCUGGAUGUUCUGACAUUUAUAAUGGUUUUAUUUUGUGUAAGAAUCUGGGUUGCGAGUAUACACUUGGGAUUAUGUUAUCUUCUGACCCACAUUUCUAACACUGAUAUCCUGCAUGCCCUGUGCUUUAACUAUCUUCUCCCCCACUGCAAUCUCUCCUG